AUGAAGUCCUCAGAGAACAGCAUACCUGAUUUCUGUGCUGAGGAUGACCCGAUCCAUUUUGCGUUAAUAAAACGCUGUCUCUCCCAACAUCUUUGUUCACAGAAACUACAUUUUACGCGAAAUGUUUUCACUGUUACAAAUUGCCAUUUUACUUCAACUUUUGACAGAUUGGUUCCACUGUCUACUACUACAGACUUCACAGUACACUGCAAAUCUAAAGUCUCCAGAGAAUGCAGAUCACCUAAAGGCAUCGCCUGGUCCAUCACAACAUCAUAUUACCGUAACUCAGUGGGCGGGCUGCUGGUGUUUGAUCUUACCAAUCGCAAGACCUUUGACCAUGUGAGGGAAUGGCACAAGGAGGUGAGUGAGCACAUCCUGCCUCAUCACAUGGUCUACAUCCUCAUCGGCCACAAGAGUGACCUCAACAAGGAACGCAAGGUGAGCCGGGAUGAGGCAGAGCAUCUAGCAGCUGAGCUGGGCAUCCGCUAUGUGGAGACGUCUGCCAAAUGCAACAGCAAUGUGGACCGGGCCUUCGAGCUGCUGACAAGAGACAUCUACGAGCUGAUGAAGAUGGGCGAGAUUGUCACCCGCGACGGCUGGGAUGGUGUGAAGAGUGGCCUGACCGCCAAGGUCCUCUUCCCGGCCGAGGACGAAGAGGAACUAGCUACUGCGGCCACUGAAAAGGGCUGCCACUGCUGACUGAGUGUUCUCCAUGUCCAGACACUGUUCUGUCGUACCAAGAGCUCACCUCGUCUCACCACUGUCCAUCACAGCCAAGUCAUUGGAGCUCGGCCCCUGUGAUACAACCAUUCAUCACUUUCUCACCUUGUGCUUUGUGCUUCUGUGUGGGAUGUACUCACAACUGGGAUUCAGGGGGCUAGUGUACCUCCUUAUGUAUAUCUUAUAGGCAAGUUGUAUUUCUAAAUCCAUGUGGUGUAGCAUAACCUGAGCUGUUUUGGGCCUUGUAAGAUGGUGAUGAGGUGGUGGGGCUUAAAGUGAAGCCAAUACUCCUUUUCACAGAGUUAGCGGACUAUACUGAGUAUACUGAAGGUACAGAUACCACGGAUAGUGACUCAAUGUGGUGUGCAUCACUCCCAUUCCAUACUGCACUAAUUGUGGGUUUCUACCUGUUGAAGUCUGUGUGAUGCUUUGCCUGCAAUAUUUUGUGAAUGUAAUAUUGUAAAUAAUAGUAAACUCUGUAGAGAUGAAGGCUUAAAGUGAGGGCACUCUGCAGUAAUUGUCAUCAUAUGGAAUCAGUGUGCUCCUCCUGCUACUGUAAUCUGUAUGUGCACUUACACCAAACUGACUGAAAUGUUUGACCGUUCUGUGAGUAGAUGAGUCAUGUUUUUGUUUAAAAAAGAAAGAAUAGAGAUGAUUUCUAGUUACAAUGUAUACAUAUAGAUAGCCCAUUGUAAUCAGGGUAGGCUGUCCUAUUUAGGUAUUUGUAUUAUAGCAUUAACAUGAGCAAGGCAGCAAGUAUGUAAGAGAUUCAUCUUUCAGUCAUCAGACCUUUAAUUAAAUUGUCACCAUAAAAUGUGUUUGAUUAGGAACAAAAGUAAGUUUAAGUUUUACCUACAGUUGUUUGUAGCUUAGCCAGACAACUACUUCUAUUAUUCAAGGCUCAGUUCACAAAAAUAAUACGACAUUCAGGCCUGAAGUGGUGAUGAAUGCCAACUCUUUAAAUCCACUGGCUGAAAUGUGAUUAGAAUUUCUUUCAACAUGGCAGUUAUCACAGUACUACAAACCCACUCUAUUCACUUCAUUGCACAGAUUGGGUUUGGGCAAGGGAGCUUUGUCAAAUACCAGUUAAAUACCAGUUCCUCUUUCACCUAGCUUGGUAUUACCUUUAAAGAAUACUUAGCAUUUUGGGAAAUAAGCUUAAUCACUUAAUUUUGAUAAGAAAGUUCAUAUCUGUCUCAUCUCUGCAGGGAACUAGAGCUAGGAAGAGAUUAGCCUAGCUUAGCCUAUUGACAAACAGCUAUAGCCAAGCUCUCUCCAGCCAGAUGAGCAGCCAGCUGCAGUGACUUCCUUGUCAGUGAUGAGUGAGAUUGCUGUGUGAUAAAACCUGUCUGUAAAGACACUGAAAUCCUUACUCACCAGCAUUAUUUGAACACAUGCAGUGCUAGCCAGAGAUUUUAGUUCACCAGAAUACAAAUAUCAAAUGGAAAGCUCCAGUUAAAGUUGGGGAAAGUAUUUUGCUAAGUAAUGUUGGCAUACCAUUAACAUAAUUUUGCUUUUACAUGGAUAAGAGUAUUUUAGAUUCAUUGACUUGAGACAUUAAGUAUAGCAGCUGUAUUGAAGCCAGUGAUGGCCAGCUUUCUGUUCUUCGCAGUGAGCUGAAUUUGUGAAGAAUGUCUGCACACAUGGCUUCCAACCAUAGCUGUAACCUUUAAGACAGAUGACCGUGUAUGCUUUCAACUCUCCAGACUCUUUUUUACUGCAGAGACUAUUAAUCUGUUGUUUACAAGCCUGGAGUGCACCACAGAAUACAGUACACUUGGUCUGGGAGCUCCCCUCCUCUCCCACUGCUCAUUCACCUUUCACCAGCAUCUCACCAAAAAUCCUGUUCUCACAUGCACUGUAAACACAUUAUGCAUUCUACAGUUUUUACUUCAUGUGAUCAAGUUGACAUUCUUGAUUAAUGCUGAAUGGAUGAUCCAGUAAAUAUACUGCACACUAUGUGGUUCGAGCUUUGGAUUUGAUAAUGAAUGUAUUGGAAAACAUUGGCACCAUCCCUUUAUUUUUUUAUGUUUCACAGUCAGACUUUAUUCUUCCAGGUAAACCACCACAUGUUAUAACCAGGUUUAAAUACAGUGUACUAUUAUACAGUAUGGGUUUUUGUUUGUUUGACAAUCAGAUGUUUCAUGUUCAUGGUGAAUGUGAGGACUUCAUCACAGGGGUGCUAUGCCUUGAAGUAGAGCUAAAUAUCGAUCCAGUAUCCCCCUUUGACAACCAGUCUGACUGUGUUUGAUACUGCAGCUACCUUUCCUUAUGUUCGUUUUUCAUCUUAACAGGGUUAAAUUGUAUGAUAUUUUUUAAAUUUGUAUAUUAAUACCAUGGUGUUAGCAAACUGCUUUCCAUUGAGUGUGUAAAGACUGCAGCCUCAUAGUGUUGAAAGCACUGGUUAAAAUUCUAGAACAUCACUGAAAAGACGAGAAGAAGAAAGUGUUUUUAGGACUCAUUCAAUGGGAAGGAAUUUCUCAUCAGCCAUUAGCAAACUCUUUAUAUCCACCAAUGACAGAGGACACAUUAAGAUACAUUUACAAAUUUGUAAUAUGUAAUCUUAUGGACUGUGUAGAAUCAUAACGGUGACUAAUGUGAGUAGUGAUGAUGAUAAUGACCAUAACCACUUUCACUCACAGAUCCAGCCUCUCUCUUUCUGUCUUUCUGUCUCUUUCUUGAAGGAGUAGCUCAACAUUUUUUGGGAAUCCUUUUCUUUCCAAGUGAGAUGAGAAGAUUGAUACCGCUCCAUUAUCCUAAUCUGUUUGUGUAUGGGAUUAACAAAAAACAUAGAAAAAGUAAGUAUUGAGCUUGAGAGCGUGUGUAGUGAAGUUUAGAGGUGUUAGCAAUCGUGAUAUUUAACUAUGGACUAAGAUAAAUAAUUGUUUCUUGCCUGGUUCCAGUCUCUGCCCAGAGCUAGGCUAACAACAAUUUAAAGUAACACACAUAACAUUGAUAUCGAUCUUCUUAUCUCACUAUAGGAAAGACAGUGAAGAAGUAGAUUUCCCAAAAUGUUUUACUAUGCUUUUAAUAAUGUGUUUUUAUAUUAUCCACUGAAAUGGUCAAACCAGCCCACUGACAGGGUUGCUGUACCAGAAAACGUCAGCAGUUUUUAGACCUACAGGAUGGUACAUAGCACAAAACCGUACAGCUUCUGAUUCCCAUGGUCACAUUUCACAGCUUUAUUGAAUAAA
Messenger RNA from Monopterus albus (swamp eel), 3914 nucleotides. RefSeq names its product ras-related protein Rab-39B-like. The coding region runs from base 1 to 699 and encodes 232 amino acids. The record is from RefSeq and is a predicted model, not a curated record. NCBI's taxonomy places the organism in Eukaryota, Metazoa, Chordata, Actinopteri, Synbranchiformes, Synbranchidae. Gene Ontology annotation, molecular function: GTPase activity; GTP binding. The transcript is spliced from 3 exons.